Messenger RNA from Colletotrichum graminicola M1.001, 597 nucleotides. RefSeq lists its product as uncharacterized. The transcript has 2 exons. The record is from RefSeq and is a predicted model, not a curated record. Lineage: Eukaryota; Fungi; Ascomycota; Sordariomycetes; Glomerellales; Glomerellaceae. The coding region runs from base 1 to 597 and encodes 198 amino acids.
AUGGCUUUCCAACGUUUCUCCGCCGUGCUCUUGCUUCUGAGCGGUGCACUUAUUGGCUUUGGCAACCAAGCUUACGCCCUGGACUACGACAAAGACGAAGCAACUGGGAGAUGGGUUUUCAAGGUCUACGGAGAUGGCUACGGUGCGAAGGACGAGCAGGGUGAGCAGUCGUCACUCGACACAAUCAUGGUCAACACGAAGACAAAGCGCCUCACUGUCGUCAAGGCCAUGAAUGGACUGGACAAGACGGAGCCCCGCCUUAAGAUGCGACAGGUCCUCAAGGAGUGCUGGACGAUGACGGGCCUUCAGACGUCUGAGCUGAAGGAGGUACUGGGCUACAAGAUCGAGAACACCGAUAUGAAGGCAGCCCUCGCGGAUUGCCGCAACAGUAUGAGCCUGGGGCCUAGUGACUCUUUCGUGCUGUCGACCACGGACACGGACCCGGCCAAGAAGACGUGCUGGAACAGACUCGACAGAACAAUCUUUUCAGCCUCCAUCCGGGGUACAGUUGCCGAUUUCGGUAUCAACAAGAAACUCAUGCAGGUCAAGGUGGACAACGGGGGACCCUGGGACUACAUCUAUUACGAAUUCUCAUGA